Messenger RNA from Paramecium primaurelia, 4790 nucleotides. The record is from the annotation of a GenBank genome assembly. NCBI's taxonomy places the organism in Eukaryota, Ciliophora, Oligohymenophorea, Peniculida, Parameciidae.
AUGCUUAAUCAACGCAUGUUGUUUGAAGCAGAGACUGAAGAAAUACCAAAUGAAAUAACAGAAGAAAUGAAAUAAGUAAUUUAGAAAUAAAUUUUAGAUCAUAAAAGUGAUAGAUUCUUUUGACAUUGAAGAGUUAAGAAAACUUGUAAAUGAUGGUAAUAGAUGCCAGUAAAUUUUUAGAAGUAGGUAUCUGUUCAGAUAUAUGUUGAAUAAAAUUGAUGAAAAUUUAAAGUAAAUAGUGAUAGAGAUAUAAAAUAAUUCCAUAUAUGACUGCUCAUAGAUUUUGGAAUUUAUCUACGAAUUCUUAAAAAGAUCUAAUCUAUUUGAGUAAAUAUAGAUAAUAAUAAAAUUUUAGAGAUAUAUUUUAUUCUUAAGAGCGACUGCUUAAGAUAAUUGAAUAUACAGACAAUUUAAUUAUUUAUGAAAAGGCCUUUUAGAUUUUAAAUCGACCUAUUAUCCAUCUUUAAGAGAUUUAAAAAAAUCAUUUCCCAAGAUUAAUAUAUCUAGAAAAAAUUUUAUAUGAACACAUCAAUUAUUUAUCCAAAAAUAAGAUAAAAUUGGUUGAUUAUUAUUAAGACGAUCCAAAAUACAGAGAUAUUAGAAUGGAUCUUAGAACCCCUUUAUAAUUUGAGAUUGAGUAUAAUGAACCAGCUUAAUAAGAGGAAAGUUAUGAAGAUAUAUGUAAAAAUAGAAAUCAUAAUAAUAACAUAUUAUAAGAUUAAUUCUAAAACAAAGUAUUAAUUGUAAAUUUAUUUUUUUAGAUAGUAUAAAUAGUAGAUGACGAUUCAAUAUCAGCUCUCAAUUUGUCAAGAAAUCUAUUAAAUAAGCGAAAUUAACCUUUAUCACCCUUAAUUGAAAUAGUAAAAUACAGAAUCCUGAUAAAAAGAGGAUUAGAAAAAAAUCCAUAACAAACCAAAAAUAUAAUAAUCAAAUUACAUCUAUAAGCAUCCAUUAUGAUAUCGGAACAAAGAAUAAUAAUUAAUAGAAUUAAUGCAUAAUAAUAAAUAGCAAAAUUAUUUAAUUCAAUUAUUGGAGAUGAAAGAAAUAUCAAUUAUUUUAAUUUAUUUAAACUUGAAACCAUAGAUCCACUUUUACUAAUAGAAGUACUUGAAACUAUUUCAAUAAAUAAUUAACAUUUAGAUUAAGAUAAUUAAUUUGUAAAAUUACUUUCAGAUGUUUUAUCUAUGGAACAAAUAGCAUAAGAUUAAGUAAUUUAAGGAUAUCCCUUAAAGUAUAACCCUCAAAUUCUUUCUGAAAAUUUAGUUAGAGAUGAAUCCUUAACUUGUAGUAUCUUCUCAAUUUUUGAAGAUAGAUAAUUUUCCUAGGAUGAUUAUAAUUAAAUAAUCAAUAAAAUAAUGAGACCUCUAAAUAUUUAAGACAAUAGAAUGUUGUUCACACCUAAAUAAUUAGAUGCAACAGUAUUAUUCCUAAGUUAGUUGAUUAGAAAUUAUGAUCCACAUUUAAAUAACUAGAGAUAAGAUGAACUUACGAAUAUUGUUGAAUAUUACAUUAAUCAAGUGUUUAGCUUGUAAAAACCAACUCAAAAUGGUUAUGUAUAAAUAAAUGAGACAGACGCAGAUCUUAUUAUGAAUUCUUGCAUUCAGGCUAUAAAUUUAUAAGUAAUUUCUAUAGAUAGAUUUUAGAUUAAUAACAAUAAUAUAGAUAAUGUACAUUAACUAACUAAAAAGUUUUUAGAUUCUCAUGUUUUAGACUAUAUUGCAAAUAUAUUGCAGUAGCCAGGAUAAUUUACUACGACUGUUCGCCAAGCUUUACGAUUAAUUUCUUAUUUACUUAAUGCAAAUUUUUAAGAAAUUGAUAAAAUUGUUAGUUCUAACUUACCUGAUGUCUUAAAUGAAAUCAUUCUAAAAAUGAGUACUGAAGAAAUAGAUCCAGAAUUAAUUUAAGAUAUAAUAUCUUUUUAUGCAAAUAUAACAAAAGGAGAAAAAAUUAAUAAAUUCAAUGAUUAUGCAAUAGUAUUUCUAGAUCGCCUAAUAAAUUAUCAUUUAAUUGUUUAAAAUAAUAUUUAUGACUAAAGUUUUUUAAAAUUAGCAAAAUUUAUAAAUGAGUAUAAUUACAUAAAUGAUAAGAGUAAAAUUUAAAUACAUGAAAUACUAGUAAAAUUAUUAGGAUAAUUGUUGGAAGAAUUAAAUAACUAACAAUAAAAUUUAAACUUUAAUUAAGAUUUUGAAUCAUAAUUUUAAAAAAUUCAAAAGAAAAAAACAUAAACUUUAUUAUUUCAUAGUGAAUUAUGUAAUUAACAAAAUCAAAGCUUAUGUUAAUAUUUAAAAGAGCAAUAAUAUUUUGAUAUGUUAGCUAAAUUAUUUAAAAUCCCUAACUUCGAUAGAUUCAUUAUUAUUCAAGUAUUUUAUUUGUAUAUUUCAGGGUUUUAACUCUAGUUAAUGUCUAGAAAAAGCAUUAUAAUUAAUAGAUGAAUUGGAAAGAGAAUUAGGAUCUACUUUAGAAAAAGUGACAUUUUUGCAUUUCAAUUAAAAAAUGCUUAUAGAAAAUUGUUCUAUCUAAACUUAUUAGAUAGCUUCACGUUUGUCAGAGAUUUUACAUUAUCUAUCAUAUCUUUAAUUUUAAAAUAAUAGUUUAGUCAAUAAUUAAAACUAGUCUGCUAAACUUAUUGAUAAAUGUUGUGCAUUAUUGGAAAUAGUUUUAGUCACUGAAAAUGAGAAUAAAAAUGCUUCAAUUAUUUUGUUUUAAAUUUUAAGAUAAGCGAUUAGAUAAUAAUAAAAUAAUAUGAAUAAUCUGCAACCAUUAAGUAGAUUAUUAAUUAGACUUAUUAUUGAAUCAAAUAAUCAUCCCACUAUGACUCUUUAAUUACUAAAAAAAAUAAAUAUUAGUUUUAAUUUAGUUAAUUUAAAUUAAAAUAUUAAAAAGAUUAUUAUUGACUCAAAAUUUGGAAAUCAUUUGUAAGAUGUUAUAUAGAAUUAUAUUUUAAUGAUUAACUCUGAUAGCUCAAACACAUAACUCAUAAAAUAAUUAGGGGAUGAAAUUAAUAAAAUUUUAGGAUACUUAUAUAGAGUUCCUAAUAUUCCUACAUAAGGGACUGAUUUGUUAGUUAUAUCUAAAAUAAUUUAAAAUAUAGGUUCUCUAAUAUAAAUAACAAAAAAUUCAUCACAAGAGAGCAUAAAAAAAAUUCAGAUAUUCUUAUUAUAAUAAGCAAGUUUUAUUUCUAGCCCAAGAUUUUUAAAAAACUUUGAUGACAUUUCCCAAAAUAGGAUCCAUCAAUAAUUAAUAAACCAACUCGAAUAAAUGGGGUGUUAAAGGCAAAUAGUAACUUACGUACUUAGGCAUGAUCCUCGAAUAAUAAAUAGGGAUUAAUUUAUUGAGUCUUUAAUAUUGAAUUAAUUCAGAUUUGAAUCAGAAGUUACAUUAACUCAAUAAAGUGAUGAAUUAAUUAUCCAAUAAAUCAAAGUUUAAUAAGAAUCAAUAAGACUACAACUUAAAGAAAAUAUUAAGUUAUUUUCAAAUUUUGAUAAUUUGUUUGGACUUGAGAUACAACUUAAUUAAUCAGAAAUAUUAAGCAUUUUAUAGUUAUCUGUUUAGAAGUUAUUUAACCUAAGUCUACAAUUUUAAGGAGUUGAAAUUGAAAUGUCUAACCAACCUGAUUAUAACUUAUAAAUUAUUAUUAUAGUAUUAAGCUUGCUUUAUAAAUAAUAAAUAUAAUAAUAAAGAUAAUAAUAAAAAGAAUAAUAAUAAUAACUAGACUCAAUAGCAAAGGAAUUACUUAAAUUACUUGAUGUUUUAUUAGAUUAGGUUGCUGACAAUUUAAUAAUUAAAACUGUAAAUUUGAUAUUAGCAGUUUUAAGUAAUUUAAUAACAAAAAAUAAAGAAUCUUUGAAUUUAAUAUUAGUAGGAGUCUAAAAAACACUUGAUUCAAAUGUUUAAAAUUACAUUACUUUUUAGAUAUGUAUUGAAAUCAUAGUAAAAGCUUUUAAAAAAAAUAGAUCAUGUAUCAACCAAUUUGUUUAGUAAAUGAAUGGUUUGUAAUCAGUAUUUAAAGUGAAAGGGGAUUCAGAGAAUCAUUUUAUAAGUCUUUCAAAAUUAUCAUUAGCCAUAAUUUAUGAUAAAAUCAUUAUAAGAGCAUAAAUAGAAGCAUAAAUAAAGAAAACUAUUUUUGAUUAAGAAAACUAAGAAGAAGUCAAUAAAACAAAUCAAUAAAUAGAUUUAUAACAUUAUUAAAAUGACAUUAUAUAUCCAAUUUGUUUGUAACCUGCAUAAUAUAAUAUUUAAGCAAAAGAGCAAUAUAAAAUAUCAAAAAAUCAUCCAGAAUUACAAAAACUUCAUAAAAAUAAUUCUUAAUAAGAAGAAGUUAAAUUUAUUAUGAAUUUAUUAUUUAAUGAAUCAGAAGAGAAUGACUACUUAAUAUUAAAAAAUGGUAUUCAACUUGAUACAUUAAAUAGUAUCAAUUAAAAUGGAAAUGCAAUAUUUCAAUUAAAUUUCAAACAUAAAAAUGAAACUUAAACCCUCUUGAAACUUUUAAUUGAAUAAAUUAUUAUAUCUUAUUUUGAAAAUAAUGAACAGCAAUAAUAUUAUCGCAAAAUGAUAUUUGAUGUUUUGUAAUUACUUAUUUCAAAAUUUCCAUUGCUUUUACCAUAACUUUCAAGAAUUAAUUGUAGCCAAUUUCUUGAGAAAUAUAAAAAUAAAAUUGGAUAUGAAAAUUCGUAAUUACCUACUAAAAUUUCAUUUCUUACAUUAAUAACAAGAUUUAUUAUUCCAUCUAAGAAUUUUAUAUUUUGUAUUUGUUUGGAUACUAUAGUUCUAUAUAAGAAGCAAAAUAAUAU